This is a messenger RNA of Tigriopus californicus, 1423 nucleotides long. RefSeq lists its product as uncharacterized. The record is from RefSeq and is a predicted model, not a curated record. The transcript has 9 exons. The coding region runs from base 141 to 1232 and encodes 363 amino acids. NCBI's taxonomy places the organism in Eukaryota, Metazoa, Arthropoda, Copepoda, Harpacticoida, Harpacticidae.
UGGGGAAUGGGGCCGGGUUAGUCGGUUCAAAAUUAUUCCGCGGGGCUGGAAUUUUUCCCAACGAGUUUGACAUUUGGCCACUUCAUCUCCACUUUCAGUUUCUCCGGUGUCUGUUGGUUUUCGAUUGCUUUGGUGUUAACAUGGCUCUUCUCUACGCUCCUGGAGAUUUCCAAGCUCCGUAUCACAAUGAUCUAUACCAUCAUCAACGACCAUGGAAGCAGCCGUUUGAAAGCAGUCCUUCAUUUACACCAUCGUUCAAAGAACCCUUCGGCGCUCAAACUCCUGCCCAAAACCGUCAAGGGUUGAUUCAAGUCAUUGCUCCAAUUGGUUUGUUGAUUACUUUGGCCGUGACCAUUCUUGUGGGCUUGUACAGCAACUUUGUGAACGAGCAGAAUAAUAACAGAUUUCUGGAAGCAGAAGCUCAGUCCAACAAUGCAAUCCCACCAGUCAUAACAACAGGCUUGGUUAUGCCGACAGGCCCUCAAUUAACGAGGUUGGACUUGCAAGCUGUUCCUCUCAAUGAACUGACAAUCUUGGAAGGGUUGGAAGUAACCAUAGAACCAGUCGCUCGUCAAACGUCCACGACAAUAAUGGGCGAAACGGAUGCGGAAGGAAAAUAUGCUGCUGCGGUACAAGUUGGUGUUCCUAUUACGGUGACUUUGAGUGGGCAAGGAUUGAUUACCAUCGAAAAAACGAUCGUUCCCUUAGCCCAGAAUCCACCUGUUAUAAUGCUGGCUUCUAAACCCUUGGAAGAGGGAGAGGUGGUUGCAAUGCUCACGUGGACAGAUGCUAUCCUAGACUUCGAUAUCGCUGCCAUAACCUCUGAGUGUUGUUUGCUGAACUUUGCCGAAACCUCUUGCUUAAGCCCCUCAUUGAGGCAGCCCAGGUCGUCUACCAUAGCUGCUGAAUUAACUCAAGACACCAUUUUGGAUAUUGGAGUAGAAAUCCUGACCUUUUCUGGCGUUACUGCAGCAGACACCCUUACGAUCUUCGCUAACAACAACCAGGAAGACCCUGAAAUAGGAUCCAGUGGUGCCAUUGUAACCGUACUUAUCGGUGACAAAGCCGUUUCCACCAAUAUUCCAACAAGUGAUCCAAAUCCAGUGAGCUUGUUUUGGAUUGCGGGUGAGAUCCAGAUGAUGCACUUUGUUCCUACGGUCAGUGAAUCGCUCAAGACCAUCGACUUUGGAACCUGUCAAACAAUUAUCGAUCAAAAUUUUGGUGGUAUCUAAAGACAUGUUGUUUGGGAGCUAAGAUUCGAAUGGAUCUAUUGUCCAAUUAUUUCACCGUAUCGGUCCAAAAUCUAUUGUCAAGCCUUGGUUGAAAACGUGCCUUUGGCAAGUCCAUAUCAAAUUUUUAUAGGCCAUUAUCAAUCCAUUAUCUACAGUAGUUGUGAGUCUGAUGUUUAGCAAUACAACUGAAA